AUGGCUGGCUACGGGGUCAGUCUUCACGGUCUGGGUCGUGUGUGCGGCGGACAAGCCGAGAGCCCGCAGACAGAGAAAGAUGUCGAUCCGGCGAACUUCCAGCAACUCCUACGCCAGUUGCGGGAUCAGUCGGUAAUGCAAGGCGACGUUGCCGCGUUGAGGCAGGAGAUGCUGACCCUGAAAAUGGUGGUGAGCACAGCCAAAACCGAGAUGACCGUCUUGAUUGAGCAGGAGGUUGGAGAGGCCAUUGCAAAGGAACGUGCAGAACGAGAGCGCGCUGAGCGACUCAUGGAUGAAAGAGUUGCAGCCAAUGUGCAGCAAUCCCAGAUCCAACAGGAGGAGGUGGAGAAGCUCCAAGGCCGGCUGGAGUCAACUGCGAAGGCCGUGCAAGCGACCCUCGAGAAGCUGACGAAGGAAGCCACGGAGGCCGCACGAGACGGCCAGGUCUUGCAGCACAAGCUGCAGAGGCUCGAGGACAAAGAAGGUAGAGACAUGACGCAGAUAAAGCAGGACAUGAACUUGCAAACGCAGAGUCUGCAGGCGACGAAGGUGCAGCUAGAGCACCUUGUGCAAGAGACCUGCCAGCAGUUUCAGGCCGAGCAGGGUCAGGAGCUUCUGGAGGUCAAUAGUAAGUAUGACACCUUGCACAAGGCAAUCUGGGGUCGUCUUGCUGUGCAGAGCCGGCAGAUGAAGGAGACGACACACCUGGGGCUUUGGGAGGAUCUGAACCAGCUGGCUGGGCAAGUUCAAGAUUUGGUGAGCAAGCAGGAGGGCAGCGCGAAACUUGGGGAGGAGCAGGGUCGCUUGUUGGACGAGCUCCAGCAUUCGCAUGAUGGAUUGGAGAAGAGGACCAGCGAAUUGAUGGACCGAUUGGCCGCUGCCGAGCAGAAGCAUGCCUUGCUAGAGGAGUCGUCCAGUCAGGGUGAUACAAAGGUUUUGCAACUGAGCGACAAGAUGACUCAAAUGGCACAGGUUUCAGAGAAGCUGUUACAUGAUGCACAAGCUGCAGCCAUUGCAUCCGCCGCAGCCGGUAGUCAGGUGCACGCGCUUGAGACAUGGCAAGCCGAGGCACAACUGAAGCUGGGCUCAUUGGAAAGGGCUGCUGCCGAAGUGAGAGAAACGUGCUCUCAGGCCGUCCAGCUAAAAGCGCACACGCAGGAGCAGGAGCGCUGGCACGAUCGCUUCGCUGACUGCCUGCAGCGCCUUGCAAGUCUGGAGACCCAGGCAGUGUCCAUAGGUCAAGACAGGAAGGCGUGUGAUGAGGACCUGCGGAGAAUCCAAGCACAGAGCAGGAUCCUGGAGACUUCUCUGGAGCAAGCUGCACAGGCUGAUGCACGACAAGCAGAGCUCCAAAGCCGGCUGGAGGAGAGGUGCGGUGCCAUGGAUCUGCGCCAAUCUUCCAUGUCGGAAGAGCUCGCCAGGAUGCUUUCCAAGGAGAAGAUCAUCGAGGAUCUGGAUGCGAAAGUCUGCGAUCUUCAGCCAUGUAUUGCCUCUUGCGACGAGAAUUUGGCGCUGAUCCGCAACCUGCAGGCUGCACAUGAAGACAUCAGGAGUGCCCAGGAGGGCAACCGGCAAUCGCUCGAUACGUCUGUGCGGGCAUUGGAGCAACAGUUUUCAGAGGUGCAGCGAUCAAACAGCGAGGCCAAAGACAGCCUUGCAAAAGCACACGCAGAGAUCUUGAGGCUUUCCAGGCAAGAUGACGCGCUGAGCAGCGCCCAGGCCACUCUAAGCCACGAAGUUGACCUGAUUCAGAAGACGCUGCCGACGGUGGUCGAAAAUCAGAAGGAGAUCUACGCCACCGGUUCCGUUCUGAAGCGAUUGGAGGACCAAGUCAACGCUCUUCCCAAGGCCCAAGCAGAGCUGCACGACAGAGCCAGAGCGCUUGCGGAAAGCAGAUACAAAGAGCUCGGAUGUCAUUUGGAUGCAGCCGAGAAGCGCUGGGAAGAUCGCUUGAAGGUGGCUCAAAGCAGCUGGGCCGCCGAAAAGGCUUCCACCGAGUCCCAGUUCGUGGCAACACGCCAGCGACUGGAUAAGGUGGAUGCUGGCUCCAAAGAGGUUCAGCUUGCACAGGUAGCUGCAGCAAAAGACCUUCAAGUUGAGUUCGAGAGCCUGCGCGGCCGAUUGGGCGCGGCCGAGCAGCAACAGGAUCUGGAAUCAAAGCAGCUCGCAGGAAGGAUCGUGGCAGCACAGGCGGCUGCUGAAUCCAACUUGGCAGUUGUCCGACAACUUGUCGAUAAGACGGAGGCUUCCACCGAGUCCCAGUUCGUGGCAAUACGCCAGCGACUAGAUAAGGUGGAUGCUGACUCCAAAGAGGUUCAGCUCGCACAGGUAGCUGCAGCAAAAGACCUUCAAGUUGAGUUCGAGAGCCUGCGAGGCCGAUUGGGCGCGGCCGAGCAGCAACAGGCUUUCAGCAACUCCGGCAUCUCCGCCGUCCGGCAGCAGAUCGACAAGCUGCACACUGAGUCUGCUGAGGCAUUGAAGAUUCUGGAAGUGCAGCUUUCCGAGCAGUUUUCCGGGCAGAUGUCGGCAGUUGAGCUGAAACAGGCGGCAGCCGCAGCGGAAUUGCGGAAGGCUCUCGACGCAGAGCUUGCAGGGGCUCAGGCCGCCUUGAGAGAGCGGCUCUCGGAGGUCCUCGAGCAGCUGCCAGAGUUGGAGGCACGUCUGGAGGACCAGAAGGGACAGAUCGAGGCCGUGCGGACUCGCCAAGACGUGAACUACGAUGCAGUCGAAUCGCUGCAGGCCAGCCAUGCGCGCGCUGCACAGGAAGCUUCCAAGAUCUCAUCUCGGGUGGAGCAGCUCGUGGGCAUGAUGACCGAGGAGCAAAGGAUCCGUGAAGCAGAGACCACCCAAGCAAAGCAAGGCAUCAGAGAGCUUGAGGCAACUCAAGCAAAUCUCACGACACAGCUCGAAGAUUUUGGUGGUGUCUUGGAAACUGUUCGGCGCAGUGUUUCCGAUGUAGACGACAUGCUGACCAAACGGCUGGGGGACGUCAGCAAGAGGCUUGAGACUGUGCAGGCUGUGCAGGCGGAGCAACGCACUGAAGCCGAAGAGCACAAAGCCGACUUGCAACGCUUGCACGACGGCUUGCACAACAGCACCAUUUUGGCAGAAAGGCAUCGGGCAGAGGACUUGCAACGCUUGACCAUCCCGCUUGAAGAGCAAAUGCAUGGUUUCACUUGGACAGAUACUUCUCAAGAGGAGAAGGAGGCAUGCGUCGUGCGACUCUUCCAGCGCUUCCCGGAUGUACUUUUACAUCUGGGCGAUCCACAGCUCGCGCAGCGGUUUGAGCUUCCCAGACAAAGCGUGAAGCUGAAGCAACAGCCGACUGAAAACAGACUCACGGUUGAGCUGAAGCGACGGCUGCAGAGCACCAGCGUCACAGCCGCAGCCCAAGGUGUGGCACAGGCCUUGGAUGCCAUGACCGCAUCACUGACGUCCCUGGCACAGUCACCUCCCUCACACGGUCAGAUGGCACCUGUCCAGCCCAUGCAGCCCAGAGAUCUUGCAUUCGGCCAAAGCCAAAGCUUUUUCUCAUCAAAUUUGGCCAGGCAAGCCCACACCUCCGGCUCACGAAGUUUCGUGAAGCCUCGUCACGAGCUUCUCAAGGAGGACAGCCACAGCUCCAGUUCGCCCUCUUUCGGGCGAGCGGCUGCGACGAAGGGCUUCGCGAAGGCGAAAUCCCUUCCAGCACGCGGGCAAAGUCCGCCGGGCGAUGGCGCUGAGGUCUGGCUGCCGGGCCAGAGCUCCGACGAGGAGCCUUCAAACCCUGCACCGCCGGCGCACGGCAAAAGCAACAGCUCCACCUCCAAACGAGAUGCGUCGCCGACCUCCAGUGAUCCGAGCUUUGAGAGCCCGUUCUUUCCCGUGGCUUUGCAGCGCGAUGCCACCGGCACCACAGAGGCAUCAGAUGCUGGUAGCACUAGUGCAGGCUUGGACAUCAAGUCGCUUCGCUCGCCUGCGGCAUCAGCCGCCGGUCGCCUGACCGGAGACCUCAUGGCACACGCACGCGGCUUGGGCGCCAGGCGCGGUCUGGCCUUGCAGCUCAGCUCCAAAAGCUCUCGGUCCUCUAUCGUGGUCCCCCCAAUGGAUGAUGACGGACGGAGCACUCCGCCAUCAUCUUCCAGCAGAAUGGCCGUGGGCAUGCGCAUACCAGACAGCGAAGAGCCUGCUGUGCAGCUUGUUUUUCAAACCGAGCCACCAAAGAGGCGGACCUCACGGUGCAACACUAUCCCUGCCGAUAUGAUGCUUGCGGUCGCCCCCCGCAUCCUGCAAGUUGCCAAGGUGCCACGGCCUUUGCCAGCAGCAUUCCCCAUCAGGCGGAACAUCAUCUUCUUCGACUGGGAUGAUACACUGUGUCCGACGAGUUGGAUCCGUAGUCUUCUCAAGGAGCACCUUGCAGACAUGGAGGAAUGGCUGGACCAGUAUGAUGACUGCCUUGAAACGGAAGAGGACUGGCGGGAUAGUAUACCCAGCUGGUUCAAACAACCGCUACCGGACGAGCCGCACGUUCGACAGCUUAUUGCAGACCUGCAAACGGCCUGUAUCCGAACGAUACGAAUAGCUCAGUCGCUUGGCGUGGUGUGCAUUGUCACCAACGCAGUGCCAGGUUGGGUGGAGAAGACGAUCAAGAGAUGGUUGCCCAAGCUGCGGACUCACAUAGGUGUGCAUGGUGUCCAUUCAGUCCGUUCUCAGCAUCCGAUCAAGGUUAUCUAUGCUCAGCAGGCCUACUGCGAUGGGUCGAAGAAUCAGAACCUUCCCUUCGUGGACGAGCAGGGUGAAUUCAUGCUUUGGAAGAAGGCGGCCAUGGCUGGCGCCUUGACGGAACUGGAUCACCUCUACGGCCUGGAAGAGAAGAACGAAGCCAAGGUUCCGGGGCUUCUGAACGUCGUGAAUGUGGUCUCCAUCGGAGACACCGAAGCAGAAAUGAGUGCUGCAGAGCUUGCGAGCCAGGGCCUUCACAGCCAGCAUCCAAAGCGGGGUCGUCUCUAUCGACGUGCCUGUGGCCUGCAGGACCAGCCUGAGCCUGGAGGCAACCAAUCGGAGAAACCGUGCGGAAGUCGGACAUCCUCCAAAGAUGGGAGCAAGGAGGAUGCCAGUGGCAGCAGCGGAAGCGAGAGUGGUCAGGGUGCUAGCGGCCUCGAGCGCAGCGAGCGGGACCGGGACUGCGACUUCGGAGAGUUUGGGCCGGGACGGAGCCGUUCCUUAGAGACCUCGAACCGGAGAGCCUUCGGGGCCUUCCGUCCUUGGGUGAAGCUGAUCAAACUCUCUGAGGGUUGUCAGGCCCGCAGGCUUACAGCACAGCUGGAGGAGAUCGCUCAGCUCCUGCCCAAAAUGUUGGCCCUACGGCGUGAUGUCCGAGUUGAUCUCACCGAAGGCGCCUCCAAAUCCCAAUUCUGGCAGAAGGCCCUCGGCUGUACUGAAGAGGACCUGCGGCUGGAGAGGCACCUUUGUGUUGAGACUUUGUGA
This is a messenger RNA of Symbiodinium sp. CCMP2592, 5466 nucleotides long. NCBI's taxonomy places the organism in Eukaryota, Dinophyceae, Suessiales, Symbiodiniaceae. The record is from the annotation of a GenBank genome assembly.